Messenger RNA from Daphnia magna, 2011 nucleotides. RefSeq names its product carbohydrate sulfotransferase 1. Bases 550 to 2001 code for a protein of 483 amino acids. NCBI's taxonomy places the organism in Eukaryota, Metazoa, Arthropoda, Branchiopoda, Diplostraca, Daphniidae. Gene Ontology annotation, biological process: N-acetylglucosamine metabolic process; sulfur compound metabolic process. Gene Ontology annotation, molecular function: N-acetylglucosamine 6-O-sulfotransferase activity. The transcript is spliced from 6 exons. The record is from RefSeq and is a predicted model, not a curated record.
UUUCUUUCUUCUUUAUUUAAUUUUUGACUUUUAAAAUAGAAAAAAUAGAACAACAAAAAUGUUGGUCUUUAUUGAAUUCGGCGGCGUUCCUCUUCGUCGUGUCCCUCAACAAUAUUUACCCCCUACUGUUGGUCUGUAACGCCGCUUCGCCUCCUUUAUUCUUUUUGAUUGCAUUUUGUGUGUUUGUUUCGCCGUGAAAAAGAAGAUAGCUCCACAUUUCUUUUUUCUUGCUCGUUGAAAACAGAAUUUUGAAGAAAGAAAAGCCCGUCAGUGACGAGCGUUCGAGCACAACCGACCGCCACAUUCAAUCGUGCGCACUGGUCUAAGCAACUGCACACAGGUACCGUGUGGCUGGAACCCUUUCUUUUUCCUAUCGGCAUCACAUAUACAUAGAGGAUUUGGUGUCCGCGCGGGCCAGUCUGCAGGUCGCUGCAAUCCGGUACGCACCUACCGUCGCUAGAGUUUGGUUUUCAAAGACAUGUUUUAAUCAGUUCCAUUUUCGUUGCAGUGAACUGUGCAUACAUUUAAAGGACGUUUAACGAAAAGAAAAUGAGGAGAGCCAACAUCACAGUGCGAAGUUGGCCGUUAAUGUUACGCCCUCAUCAUCUUCGAGCUCUGGCGAUUUUGGUCACGUUAGUCAGCCUGUCGCUACUCUUUUCCACAUUUACGAUGCGUUCCGGUGACAACCGGAUGUGGAUAAUGGAUCCUGGUCGCCACCACAAUCUACAAGACACUGACGGAAGGCCAGUCAUGUCGACUGUCGAUGCCCAUCACCAGCCAGCGUACAGCGACACUAAUCAUAGCCAAACUGAAGAAACUUCAAUCACAUUGACACCGACGACGAAAAGGAGACGCCCGACGAAAAUUCACGGCGUAGGCGAAGUCUAUCAAAUAACUAGGAAAUCAAUUAAUCCUAGCAAUCAUCUUCCAGUUGCCGUUGCCAAGAAUAAAAUCAAAUUUCAGGGCUAUUUAUUACCGGCAGCGCCGUCGGCACUCCUCAAAACCCGAAACUUGUUCCAGAAUAGAACAGUCACUCAGGAAGAUAUCAACAACACUUUGACGUUGCUGAAUAAGAGAUUGGAAGAAAACAAACAGGAACUAGAUGCGGAAGUGGAAGCGCAACAACAUGUUGGCUACUGGAACGUAACGCACCCGAAGCGUCUCCUGAUUGUGACUUCAUGGCGAUCGGGAUCGACUUUCCUCGGCCAAAUUCUUUCUGAACAUCCGGGAGUCUAUAACCAUUACGAGCCACUGAUGCACGUCGGACUGGAACAAAUACGACCUGGAGAUCCGAGAGUCGAUUCAGCUAUUCAACAUCUAAAAGAUCUCCUUCACUGCAAAUAUUCCAACCAAGAUUUCCUGAAGAAAAUCCAGGAGAGUAUGCAAGACAUGUUGAGUCACAAUGCUCACGUCUGGCAGGCUUGCGUCCUGGGCCCCAAUCGCAACGUUUGUAGUUUGAGCAAUUUUUUGGAAGAAGCUUGUCACAAGUUUCCUGCGCUGACUAUGAAAAUGGUGCGUCUUCGAUUGAACUUGACCCGCCAAUUGCUGGACGAUCCGUCGGUGAAAGUUCUUUAUCUGGUGAGAGAUCCUCGAGGUACGAUGAAUUCGCGCCUUUCAUCCGUCAAAUGGUGUAGCCAAUCGAUCGACUGCAUCGAUCCUGGCCGUCUUUGCGACGAUAUCCAAAGCGAUCUCGAUGCAUUCGAGUCGCUUUCAGCCGAGUUUCCUGGCCGAGUGGCUCUGAUCAAAUACGAAACGAUGGCCAAGAGUCCUCACGCCACUUUCCGGUCCAUCUUCAAUUUUGCUGGACUGUUUUACACGCGUAAAAUACGAGAAGAAGUGGAGAAACACACGUCGAGAGACGAGAACCAUCCGUGGAGUACGGUCCGCAAAUCAGCCGAGCGAGUCGAUCUCUGGCGUCAAAAACUCGACACUAAAAGCAUCUCGAAUAUACAAUCGGUUUGUUCCAAUGUGCUGGCCAAACUUGGCUAUUCCCAGCUGUGAUCUUUAUCCU